Messenger RNA from Exophiala mesophila, 1796 nucleotides. RefSeq lists its product as uncharacterized. Gene Ontology annotation, molecular function: mannosyltransferase activity. Bases 439 to 1500 code for a protein of 353 amino acids. Gene Ontology annotation, biological process: mannosyl-inositol phosphorylceramide biosynthetic process. The transcript has a single exon. Lineage: Eukaryota; Fungi; Ascomycota; Eurotiomycetes; Chaetothyriales; Herpotrichiellaceae. The record is from RefSeq and is a predicted model, not a curated record.
AUUGCCCGCACCACCUUUGACCAGUUUCAUCCAUUCCAUCACAUCAUCACACCUCAUCACCAUCCAAACACUCUCCCCGUUUCUCCCUCACAAUCAUUUUCCCCCUCGGCAAUUUCUCAUUCUGUGUUCGUCUCACUGCUCUCAGAGAAAACAGAUCAGUAUCGCUCUUUCACAACUCUGUCCCUUCCUUACCCGGCCUCUCUCUUCGCCGAUCCCGUGCCUGAAUUUGUCUUUUCCGUGGAAACAUUCCCACUCUCCUUAAUUUCCAGCAACCCGCUCUUUCCACCCACCAGUUGCCUCGACGUUGCCGCUGAGAUGGCCAAAACCAUUUGACGAGACCAAUGUGAACCUCGAAAACACCAUAUUUUCUCUAUAUCGAAGCCGAUCGAAGUCAUUCCCCAGGAUUUCCUCCUCGCCUCGAGAAUCCUGUUGCCUACCAUGCGACGCAGCUUGUUGAUUUUCCUGCUCGUCGCCAUCCUCCUCCUCACCUUCAUCCUCAACUCUCUGUCGACGCUCUUAUCCCUCCUCGUCGAAGAUGCCUCUGCCGACGCCAUUCACCGGUCAGAGUUACCAGCUCCAAACUCCACCCUCAUCGACACUCGUCCACUGUUGAUCCCCAAAAUCAUACACCAAACAUACAAGAACGAAACCAUUCCAGAACGCUGGAGGGCGGCCCAGCAAUCAUGCAUCGACCUACACCCCGAUUACGAGUACAAGAUGUGGACGGACGCCACGUCGCUUGAUUUCAUUCAACAGGAAUAUCCCUGGUUCAUACCCACUUUUGUCGGCUACAAACACAACAUUCAACGCGCCGACGCCAUUCGCUACUUUGUCCUGGCUCAUUAUGGAGGUGUCUAUAUCGAUCUGGACGAUGGGUGUCUGCGGCGUCUCGAUCCUCUGUUGUCCUACCAUGCAUUCUUGCGCCGGACAAUCCCCACUGGCAUCAGCAACGACGCCAUGGGUGCUGUGCCUCAACAUCCAUUCUUCCUACGCGUCAUUGAAUCCCUCCAAGCCGCAGAUCGCUCCUGGGUCUUACCCUACAUCACCAUCAUGGCUUCCACAGGUCCCUUGUUCCUGUCCGUCAUGUGGAAGAAAUGGAUGGGAGAGCAUUCCCACAUGGAUCCCGGCACCUGGGUCGGUCGCGUCCGCGUCCUCAUGCCAUCUGAAUAUAACAACUAUCCCUGGAGCUUCUUCCAAAAAUUCAAGGGCGACUCAUGGCACGGCAAGGACGCGAAACUGAUUUUCUGGAUGGGCAAGAACUGGUUCCUUCUGGUCCUUGUCGGAACCGUGAUUGUCCUGACCGUGGGAUUCUUGUGUUACUGUGUUUACUCCAGGCUGGUUGCGGUGGCCGCCCGUCGGAGAAAUGGUGGUGUUUCUUUGGCACCUAGCCCUAGAAUCAACGCUCUCAAGGGUUCGGUUGCCAGUCGCAUCCCGCUGUGGGGGUUGUGGUCUGGAAAUAAGGGUUCAAGCUAUGAAUUGAUUGAACAGCAUGAUGCAUGAUCGAGCAUCCAGUCUCAGGUCUGAAUCUGUUGUAUCAUUUGAUACAACUAUUGGGGUUAUUGGAAACUGUUCCACCAUCAGGACAAACCUUUGUUUGGUUGUUUGAUUUUUGGAGCGAUGGCGUUUCGGCAAGCAUGCCUUGAAAGGCAUUACUUGAAUGCAUUCUUGAAAAUGCCCAUUGACACGGGCAACAUUGUCCACCCUACUUAUUGCAUAGGCAACACAACUGGCUCAUCAUCCAUCGAGUCUAUAUCAUACACUCAUAGAAUAAUCUUAAUACUUGACAUGAUAUCAAA